AUGGGUCUCUUCAGCAGCAGCACCGAGAAGAGCACAGCCGCUCAGUACCCAGUCAACCCUGACAUCACCAGACAGUAUGGCUCAGGCGCUGAGCAAGACCGCUAUGGAUCACAUUUCGGUGCCAGCACUGAGAGGAUUCAACAUGGCAUUGAGAAGGGCGUGGAUAAAGUAAAGCAGGCGGCGCAGUACCGUGGCGAAGGCGCGGAACAGGACCGUUACAACGCACACUUCAGCCCCGCUGCACACGGCACAGAUGCGCACAGAGUCCAGCAGUACGCCGAGAGCCUCAUCAACAAGGCUAAGGGAAGUGCGGCAACAUCAGGCAGCUUUGGUCUUGGUUACGACGGUCAGCAAAGGGCGAAGCUGUUGGCUGGUGGCAACGGCAGUGGUGCUGAGCAGGAAGAAAAGGAUCAAUUCGCUGGACACUUCGGUCUCAACCGUGGCACAGUAGAGAACGCCGCUCAGCGCGUACAGAACGGUGCGCGUAAUGUCUUGGAGAAGAACUAG
Parastagonospora nodorum SN15 is the source of this 507-nucleotide messenger RNA. RefSeq lists its product as hypothetical. The coding region runs from base 1 to 507 and encodes 168 amino acids. The record is from RefSeq and is a predicted model, not a curated record. The transcript has 2 exons. NCBI's taxonomy places the organism in Eukaryota, Fungi, Ascomycota, Dothideomycetes, Pleosporales, Phaeosphaeriaceae.